AUGGCGAGAGACAAUUCCACCUCCGUUCCUUCUUCGGCGAUAUCCUUCGCUCUCAAAGUCCUCCCACCGUUUCGCAACGUCGUCAAGUCGUUGACGAAGCCUCCACCGAGCACAAUCAGUGUGGUGCGAGAAAGUCGGACUGAGCCGCAACCGUCUAGCCCUCCACUCCGCCCUUUCCUCGCUAUCCUAGGGCAAUAUCUAGACGAAGCUGGAAAAUGCAUCACGCAGUGGCAUGCUAGUGGGUGUCAUAAAGGGUCCCCGGAGGAGAAGCAAGUCCUGAACCUGCUCACGCUCCUCGAAGAGGCAACAAAGGACACACCGGAUUUUCAGAGAAAGAAACCUUCUACGUACAGUCGGUCAUCCUAUUCCAAUCUCGAGGCCAUUCUCCGUCGCUCGCCGCGGGAAAAGCGAAACAGCGCAAUAAAAUGUAUAAAAAACUUGGGAGAUAUACGGAGCCGUUCCAAGUCUGAUAGGGAGAAAUUUCAGGCGGAGCUAGAAAAUUUGGGAGAGCUUACGGGGGAUAAAUCACGAGAGUGCCUAUCAGACCUGCCAACGGAAGGCAUCAAAGAGGUCGAUCGGGCCGAGUAUGUGCAAGAGCUGCACACCAUUCUCGUAGAAGCAUGUGCUUGUUCUUUGGCAGGCAAUCCUGGGUUCAUCGUAAAUGUAGGAUUGCCACUCAUUGAAGUCGAGACGGAACAGGACUCGGUGCCAUUUAGCCUAUUCAUUUCGCAUCUUCAUACCGACGAGGAUACUUUCUGGGGCUGGAGGGAGACUCAAAUAGGUGUUAUCCUCCAGAGUAAAAGUAUCACAGAUCAUUCCCAUAUUUCACCCGAGGAAUUCUGCAAGCUCACCCGGAAGCAGACGCUCAGUUACCCUGUCCUAAGAGGCACCAGGGGCAGCCUGACCAAGGAGAGGGAUAAUCCACCGUCCAUCAUGGUUGUCAAUGAACCUAGUGUCUCUCUGGGAAACCUACUUUAUCAGAAGAAACUAAAGGAUGACGAUGCGUUACGAGUUAAACUCUCUUACCUGGUUGCAAAAGCAGUGUGGCAAUUCUACGACUCGCACUGGAUGUCCGAGGCCUGGUCGAAAGAUACGAUCCAUUUCAUGAAAGAGGAGGAUAUCAGAGACCAAUCGAUCCUAGCAUAUCUGCAGAGGCCCUUUAUCACGGCCAACAUAGGCUCCGGUAAACAAGGUUCCUCUACUCCCUGUGCAUCAGAGUCGGAGACGGAUGAAAAACCGGUAUCUGCAUGCCUUCACAGCUACCCAAAGAUUCUUUCUCUAGGAAUCAUUCUUCUGGAAAUUUUCCGCGGCGAGGGAAUCGAUAGGUUUCGCAUGCAGCAAAGAUUCCGUGAUAGUGAGGGCAACCUGCACACAGAUGCCGACCUGGUUAUCGCUGGCUUCUUGAUCGAAUCGGAGAAAAAAGGGGGGCCUAGGAAAGAUAAGUACAUCAGUAACAUUAGGGAACUACUAAAAGAGGUAAUCGACUUUUGCAUCAAACCAGACGUCGAAAAACUUGGUCGCGACUCCACGCAAGUCCGCGCAAACUUGCGUACUCACGUCGUGGCUCCGCUGUAUCAACUCUACUUCAAAUCGUGUCCCGAAGACUAUAUUCCAGAUCCGAUUGAACUGUCACCGGAUUCGGUUUCCAAGGGGGGCCCAUCAUCAUCUCAAAACUGCCGGUUUGGGGUAUCGGCAUCCAUAACUGCCUCAGAUCAACAAAGUCUUGAAUUGCGACAGGUUCAGAAUCCCGUUCCCAUCCGACGCGACACUGAAUUUUACGACAAAAUGGCUAACGACGAUGCUGCCGAUGAUGAUUCUGCCGACGGCGAGCUGCAGAUUGGAGGGAAUGAGGCCCAGGGAGAGGAAGCAAGCCGUCGACGGACCGAUAAAUGGAUUGAAGGAUUCCUGAACUUGCUCAUAAAACACGAUAUCGCGGCUAGGACUGGUCCGAAUGUCAUCAAGGUUGCCAUCAUAGACUCGGGAAUAGAUUACAAUCAUCGAGAAGUGGAUCGAAGCCGCAUCAGGGACUGCAAAUCUUGGAUUGAAAAUAGUGAUGCUAGAGUUGACAAAGUCGGCCAUGGAACGCAUAUUGCUGGUAUUAUCUUGCAACUCACUACCAAUGUUGAACUGUAUAUUGGCAAGGUUACGGACACCAAAAAAUUCAAGAGGAGAGACUUGAUCACAGAGGCCAUAAAACAUGCGAGAACAGAGUGGAAAGUGAAUAUAAUCUCUCUUUCCUUCGGCUUCGAUGAGUCUGAUACGGACGAGAACCGUGAAAUUCAAAAUUGCAUCAAAGAAGAAAUCAUAAUAUUCUCCUCCGCCUCCAACGAUGGCGGUGAAGGGAGCCGAACCUAUCCUGCCGCCUAUGACCGUGUAAUAUGCAUCCACUCGGCCACACCACACGGAAUUGUUGCCGCUAGUAACCCAAGUGCAAUUUCCUGGGGAAAUAACUUCAGCACCGUUGGUGAGAUGGUCAGGUCCUAUUGGCAUUUGCCCAAAAUCGAAGAGGAAGGACGAGAUAAAGGGAGAGCCUACGAGUUUCGUUACCAAUCUGGCACGUCGAUGGCUGCUCCUGUGGCUGUCUCGAUAGCAGCAUUCAUGAUAGGUUAUCUUCGCAAGUACGCAGAAGGCCACAACUGGGCAAUCGACCCGUGGACGCCGUUGGGAAUGCAAGCGAUCUUCCAGAAAAUGAAGGAGGAUCGGGAUGGGUACGAAUGGAUUAGCCUGCAGAGGUAUUUCCGUCAAAAGAAGACAGUCGGGGAAGUCUUACGCAGCUUGAAGAAAAGGUUAACAUGA
Talaromyces rugulosus is the source of this 2796-nucleotide messenger RNA. RefSeq lists its product as uncharacterized. Bases 1 to 2796 code for a protein of 931 amino acids. Gene Ontology annotation, molecular function: serine-type endopeptidase activity. NCBI's taxonomy places the organism in Eukaryota, Fungi, Ascomycota, Eurotiomycetes, Eurotiales, Trichocomaceae. The transcript has 5 exons. Gene Ontology annotation, biological process: proteolysis. The record is from RefSeq and is a predicted model, not a curated record.